AUUGGAUAUUGGAGUGGUGGGACUUUUAAGUACCUCGUGUUGAGGUGUCUGAGUUGGUCGUUCAACCGAAGAGAAGUAUGGUUCACGCUCACCCUUCGUCAUAUGAAUGCCUCCAUUUAAUCAGCCUCAUGUUGCUGAACCAAAGGAAAAUUGACCAAAGCACUUACUAGCGAAGGUUUGUUACCUGACUCUGACCUUGCUUGUCUGAAAACCCUAAUCCAUGGGUGAUUUGGAAGGUAAGGUGAAAGACUGUGUAUCAAAGUCAGAUGUGAAUAAUGGAGUUUAUGGCGCACAUCACAUAACUACGAAUUGCUCAUCGAAGGAGUCCAGUUCAGGAUUUAUGCUUUUAAGUGUAAAGCAUCUGUCAAAAGUGAAAAAAGGCAAACCUUCAUCGGCAAACGGUACAGAAUAUGACUUUUCCACCAAAAAGCAGGCAGGAAUGCGUACUGCAUUGCCUCUACCAAGUUUUUCUGAAGUAGGUGGUGACUUGAUGCUUCCGAGUUCUUCAUACGAUGCUGCACGUGACGUUUACGCUUCCGGGUCUAUAGAAGCCGAGGAAUUCGAAGAUUUCGAAGACCCAGAGGAUGAUACUGACCUGGCUGAUGAUGAGAAUCUAAUAAAUCACAUAAGCAAUGCCCAUAAAUGUUGCAAUACUCUUCCUUAUUCAGUUCUACCGGUUAGUUCAUCGAGUGUCGUCGACUCUUGUCAGCUCCAUUCUCCUAUCGGAUCACAAUCGUCUGCAAAGUCUUUAAACGGUCAUUCCCAACCACAGGAUUCUCUGGAUGAUGUUUCUAGUAAGAGAUCUUCAUUUGCUUUCCAUGAUGGUUACCGACAACAGCAUUCGAAUCGACUGCUCUCUCCCAUAUUAAUUUCUUCGUUUGAUCAAUUUGUGAAAUUAAAUUACCUACAGCCUUUCCAGAGUAAAUGCAUUUAUCCAGCAUAUCCCAGCGAUCCGCAUCAUCCAGGUUCGCUAAGUUCAGCCGACUCAGACAUUAUAUAUUCAUCGCGAUCACCGAUUCCUUACGAUAAGUACUCCAUCUCCUUUGGACAAAACUAUCAAAAUAAUUGCCACUUGACUGAUCAACGGAUAAUUACUGAUUCCCAAGAUUUUCCAAUAGUUUCUGAUGUAUCACAGUUGUCGAAUUCCGUAUGCACCAUGGCAAAUCAUAACUAUCCUGACCUGCCCAAUACUUCAGAUUGGAUGAAAUUCUCCAGUGUACUGAACCCUCCUUAUAAUAUUGGCUUAUCCCCUCGUUCAAGACACGGAAGUUACACUCAAACUCCAGUAACAUGUUUGCACCACUUGCAUCCAUCAACAACAGAUGACACAACAUCAACUGCCUCCGCUAAAAGUCACCUAACAUCAGACGUCGUUGCUAUGACCACAGCAUCGCUUCCACCCUUACAACCAGCCUCGAGAUUUCGCAAGGCUCGCAUACAUGAAACAGUAGAACAGUGGUCUUGCGGUCGUGUUUCCGCACAUGACUGCCACCUGAAGGCCAUUCCUGACUGGGUUAGUGAACUUCAGAAAAAGUCAUUUGUUUGCGAAGAAGCUGAUGCGACCUUGGCGAAUAAGAAAAUAAAAUGUUUAUCCUGUUUCAUACCAAAAAAUGAGGAUACAAAUGCAACUUUGCUCUCCCGAUUCGCCAAAGGUUUUGCACAUCUUGGAAUCUCUUUUGAUCCUUGUUCCAUAAAUAAUCACCAGGAAUUGGAAGAUCGACCAAAUAUUUUGAGCCAUGGGUCUUCAGGAAGUAAUCUGUUUUCAUUUUGGAACGAUGGUCUUCGUGUUUGCUAUCAAAUUCCUUUUUCCCGUAUUCAUAUGCGCCACUCGGAACCAAGUCACGAUACUUGUGAUAGUUGUGAAAGUACUAUUCAAGAAAAUGUUGAAUCUGAAUACAAAGAAAAAUCUGCGUCCCCGCUAAGUGGUCACAAUGGACAUGACCUGAACGCACUUUCGUCGUUGAGCAAAAAUGGAACCAAUGAGGGAAACACUGGAAUUACAGGUGAUUCUACCAUUCUUUUGAAUGCUACUGAUCCUGCCACCGCGUAUCUGCGCCGACAGCAUAUGGGCACUGAAAUUGAUGGGGACAAGUUGUCAGUCGUUGCAGAUUUGGAACAACACAGUGACAAUUCUAUUAUUGCAUCUACUGCUGAGCAACCUUUGAAAAAAGUAACUGCUCAUCAGUCAGAUUUAACUAACGCAGACUCAAAGACGCCUAACCAUUGCUUUGAUGAGUCUAGUCGUUCUCCUAUCCAAAAAGUGUGUUUUUGUAGAUUUUCAAGUACGCCUUCAAGUAAUAUCCCUCCAAUUGAUCCUAACACAGACUUCAUUGCCAAAAAAACUAAUCGAAUUCCUCUAGAACUGCAGAUUUCGUCUGAAAUUUCAAAGUCUAAGCUUCGCUUAUUAAAUUUAAUUCCUAGUGAUGAAGACAAAGUAGGAUCUGGUCAGACAAAGACUGAUCCUUUUAUUUCUAGUGUACAGGACUUCAUGAGUAAAGAUCCCAGUCUGAUGAGUAAACAUGAACUCUGUGACAAAUUUCCGAUAACUCACAUUUCUACGGGAGGCUUCACCGAACCAAUUUCACCGAAAAAUGUUAGAUCUCGCUUUCGUCCCGGCAAUCGUCGUUCAAAAAGCUUUGAUGAUGGCUUCUGUGCCAGUCGUUUGGAUCGUAUGAAAAAUAGGUUGUGUAAUUCUGAUAUUGUAAAAAGGGCUUGUGCACCUUUAACUGUGGACGAUCUAACCAGUGCUACAUCGUCCAAAGCUCUUAAAUUUCCCACUGGUUUUGCAAGUGAAGUAGAAUAUUGUCAGAAUCCCAGGACUUCUUCUCUACUGUCUGAUCGUCUUGAAGCUCGAAUACGUGCGAGUAUGGAGGCGAUUCGUUCGACUCUAGUUAAUAGCUUUCGUGACGAAUUAGCAAAUGUGCUUUCAGAAAAUGUCAGUUUACGCUCAGAAAUAACUCGAUUGAAUUCUGAGUUAACACUUCUUCGGAGUUAUAAACAUGCGUUUUUUGCUAUUCGACCUUUUAUCUCACCGGGUUUAUGGGAAAAUAUCUGUAUUCAACACGGCUUGCCUGUAUCAUCUCUCAUGAACGAUUCAGACUGUCAAUCAUCUUGCGAUGCUUAAGUUUCUCGGUAAACAAAAAAAAGUGAAUGGCGAUCAAAGUUUAGCAUUGCUAUCAGUCAAUCAGUCGAUGGAGUUUAUUAACAUUCAUUCAUCGAUUGACCGUGUGCAAUAUUUUUUCUUGAGGCUUAAUAGCUCUCAAAAGUCCUGAUCUCAUUGCUAUGAGCAAAAUGUGGAGAUUGUCUCAGCUAUCUGUUUACUCUCUGUACACCAUCUUUUACUCUUCUUCCUCGUUUCUUGAUCAUUUUCAGUUCAUUUAACCUGGUUGACUCGUACCUUGAAAUUUCCAGACAUAAAUAGUUGUUUCUAGUACGAAGUCCUCAGUCCUGAAUUUUCUUCUUUGUUCAUUUUCUAAUCAUAUGUUCACUAGGUUCUUUCAUUCCCAUCACGACCGGUCGGUGUUGAACUUGCCUACUUUUAUCUAAACUUUUUGUCAGAUGUACCUGAAGUAUAGGCCUGAUCUGUGAUUUUUGAAAGCCUAUUGUGAUGUUCCCGUUUCUGUAUAAAGGCAAGCUUGUAUAGUUAUUUUAUGUGAAGUGCUUUGUAGCGUCUUCAUGUUAUUUCCAGUUAUAUCUUUCUCUCUGCUUCGCUUGUUUUGGCUCUCAGAAAGCGUGCUGUAGAAUAAUAUUCAAUAUUUGUUUAUAAUGCAUGCGUUCAAGGAGAAAAUUUGAAAUUUAACGAUUUGCAUUGUGUUUCUUAUCCUACACUCCUUGAUUUUGCCUUUUGUUGAGACUUUUUUAAAAAGAUUCUCUUUAUUUUCUGUACUUUGAUUAAAUUUCAUUCCUGGUGAGGUUGGUUUUUUUGGUCCCCUUAAUAGAUUUUUUCAUGUCACAGUGUAAUCAUGAAUUUAUUUACAAACUUUAUUAGCGCAUCAUUGCUUUCUGUCAUCACCAGUUUCAGUGUGGAUAACUUACAUUCCUGAAAUAUUAAAACUCAAAUAGUUCUCUUUUAAACUCAGAUGCUUUCUAUCUGAAUGAAUAUGCAUUUGUGCCUACGAAUGAAUAUGGUUGAUGCUAGAUUUUUCGGUGUUUGUUUUGGAUUUCAUUUUAUUGUUAGGUUGUACUUCUGUUGUUUAGCUUCAUGUAUUUUUAUUUUUCGAGUCAGUCAGACUUGAUAGAUUCUAUUCAUUUGUAGGUCAUAUUCUGUAGAAAAAAGUAAUUAAGAUUGAUGUCAUGCGCUAGUCUUUUAUCACUAAAAUUCACUGUAAAUAAUUUUUGCGUUGUCUGUGAUUAUACUGUACAUAUGCACAAAAUUGUAAACUAGAUGGUAAACCUUCAGUUAACGUGUGGUUCUCUAAAGACUUUCAACCAGUCAUUCACGUGUUGAUGCACUAUGAUCGAUUUUAAAACAGCUGCAAAUGUUGACUAUUUAGGAAUUCAUGCGUCUCCGUUGUCAGUCAGCUGUAAUUUACAUCUUAUGACUUAGUAGCACUAAACGUAUUCUCAAAUUCAUACGUUAUAUAUACUACUCAGCAAAUCAGUGCAUAAAGUAAUCAGUCGUAAUAAAAUUAUUCACUU
Molecule: messenger RNA, 4638 nt
Organism: Heterobilharzia americana
Lineage: Eukaryota; Metazoa; Platyhelminthes; Trematoda; Strigeidida; Schistosomatidae
Source: the annotation of a GenBank genome assembly